This is a messenger RNA of Dibothriocephalus latus, 2764 nucleotides long. Lineage: Eukaryota; Metazoa; Platyhelminthes; Cestoda; Diphyllobothriidea; Diphyllobothriidae. The record is from the annotation of a GenBank genome assembly.
CAAGAGUACCAUGGAAACUACUGUUGCUGUACGUCCAGAACUUACCUCGGUCAAAGUUUCAGAGACCACACACGAAAGACCCAUCGAUGUUACCCCAGUAGUCCCGGUUUACAAGACAGAAAAAGAUUACCCUGUGGCAAGCAAGCCAGUUUUGGAAGCUGGGUAUUCAUCUGAAGAAGAGCUCGACAUUCCAAUUCAGGUGGUACCAUUGGUUCAACAGGAUAAAUUUAGGACUACACUGGAUACUCCUGUGCUAGGUCGUCCGGAAUGCGUUCCUGUCCAACUCUCCGAGACUGUGUAUGAGAAGUCAAUCAAUGUCACUCCCAUGGUGCCUGUCUACAAGACUGAAACGGAACACCCGAUGGUUAGCACACCAGUUCUUGAAGCGGGUUACUCCUCGGAAGAGGAACACGACCGGCCGAUGGAUGUAGUUCCCAUGGUACCUCAGGAGAAGUUCCAGACAGUAAUGGAUACCCCAAUCGUCGCACGUCCCGACGUGGUCUAUGGGGAGGUUACUGAGACAGUCUACCAAACGGCCCUACAAGUGACACCUAUGGUUCCCCUUUAUAAGGCCGAAUUGGAGCACCCAGUAUACAGUCAACCAGUCCUUGAAGCCGGCUACGUUUCUGACGAGGAACACGACCGACCGAUGGACGUUAUUCCCAUGGUACCCAAGGAAACCUUCACCACUGUCAUGCACACCCCCGUUCCUGCGCAUCCUCAGGUCGUUUCAGGCACGAUGACCGAGGUGACGCAUCAGCAAACACUUCAGGUUGUUCCUAUGGUACCCUCCCACAAGACAGAGGUUCAGCAGCCCGUCAUGAGUCGACCGGCACUGGAGUCGGGCUUUGAGACCACGGUCGAUGUUGAGUGUGAAAUGGCGAUUGAACAAGAGCUGACCCAGACCAUUUACGAGACGCGGAUGACGGCAACGGUGCCCGCAAAGCCCACCGUUGUGUCCGCUUUUGAGACGGUUGUGGACAUGGAACGACGGCUUGACGUGGUACCACUUGUUCCCAAACCGGAGGAACGCUUUGAGUCCAGUCUCACGACGGAAAUGCCAGAACAGUACCUACCGGUUGACAUGAUCGUCGUAAUGCCAGUUCCACCACACUUUACAAAGCAACUGCAGGACAUUGUUGUAGAAGAGGGCUCACGGGUAGUGCUGGAAGGUUCCGUCGAGGGUAAACCAACACCCGCCAUCUCCUGGUACCGUGCCAACACUCCCCUCACAGCGUCACCUGAUUUCCGCAUCGAGUACGUUGACGGCACGGUCCGCCUCACUCUCCCAGAGAUGACUGAAAAUGAGACUGGGACUUACACCUGCGAAGCCACCAACCCUGCCGGUAGGGCCACGAGUUCAGCUAAUCUGUCCAUCCGCGUGAAAGCCCUGGCACCGAAGUUCAUAAAGGGUCUUGAAAACGUCACUAUCCCUGAAGGAAACACCAUUCGAUUGAUUGUCAAGACAAGCGGAAAACCGAAACCGAAUGUAAAGUGGCACGUAAACGGUAAGCAGAUCAUCAGUUCACCGGACUACGUUUUGGAGGAAUUCCCAGACGGUGUCCAAACACUCACCAUUCCGAGGUGUCUCCUUGGUGACACCGGUCGGUACACAGUCACCGCUGAAAACGAAGCCGGCGAAGCCAUCACAUCAGGCACUGUCACUGUUCUCGAACCGCCGAGGCCUACGAUGCCCGCUCCAGUGGAUCAAGUCACGCGAACUGAACUACAAGUUCCGCUCGCAACUCCGCCACCACUCCAACCGCGACAGACUGCCGAGGAGGGUCUUCCUGUCACGCUGAACGUAGAAGCAAAGGGCAAUCCCCUACCUUUCCUGCGUUGGUAUCGCAACGGACAGCCCCUGGAAAGUUCGCCGGACUGCAAGGUAUCGCAGUUGGGACCUUACACGGCAACACCCGAUGUCCUGAUGCCGGAGGCAGCAACGAUGGCAGGCGAGGUCGAGAUUCCCGAGGUAUUUCCUAGCGAUUCUGGCACACUCCUCUGUGUGGCCGAAAAUGCCUUUGGCAGAGCCGAGACGAGUCUCCAGUUGGAUGUUCAACCAAAGGUUCCACCAAUUACACCAGUAGCCACUCAGCCGGUACAAGUAUAUCCUCAAAAGCCGUGGUUUUCAACGGUGUUGGAACCGGAAAUCACCGUACCUUCAGGAUCGCAGAUCGUACUGACCACAGAGGCAGUUGGCAAUCCUCUGCCCUUCCUGCGAUGGUACUUUAAUGGGACACCACUCGAGCCCUCACCGGAAUGCAGUUUGUCCCAAAUGGGUCCAAAACUAGACAACGUGGAGGCCAUCCAGGAUGAACCGGUAGCCAUGACCGGGCGUUUGGUACUUAACGAAAUAUUCCCCACAGACGCCGGUGUCUACAAAUGCGUAGCCGAGAACUCCGCGGGUCAAGCUGUCACGGAACUUGCUCUGAAUGUGCUCGCACCAACUCCAAUGCCACCUACUGGAAGCCCGCCGAAGUUCACAAAGUUGCCGCCUCCAGAAAUACCCUGUUCUCCUGGCGAAACUGCCGUUUUGGAGAUACAAGUGGUUGGCGAGCCUGUACCGAAGGUCUCAUGGUAUAGGAGCGGUAUUGAGCUUCAGCCCAGCCGAAAAUAUAAGAUCGAUUCGCACCCGGAAACUGGUAUUCAUCGACUGACGGUCCUCUCAGUGGAACAAACCGAUGUAUGCGAGUAUGCAUUCCGUGCCACGAACGAAUUCGGAAGCGUGGAGUCCGUAUCGCGGAUUGUUUUGAAGCAGUCGUAA